AUGCCAUACGAAGUGCCUGUGGCUGUUUCAAGAGCUGUUAUGCAACUUAACGAGAAGCAAGACGAAAUCGGGACGGAGGACGAGUUCUUAGAUAGCUAUGUCGUGCGGUUUGUAAUUGAAGAGAAUGGUCGUGCCAAAGGAGAAUUUACCAAGGCAGGGGAUAAACGAAAGAAACAGCAUAACCGAGAAUACUCCUCUGUUGAAUUUGACCUGGACGACUUUGACAGAGAAAGAUGUCUACAGAAAGUUCGCCAAAUUAUGUCGAAAGUCAUCCCCGUCCUGGUCCAGACGUUGAAAGCACGUUUCGCAAACUACGAUGACGCGAUCUAUUCGAAGACGAGAUGGUUAAACCCAGAACUGUGGUGCAGUGAAAGGGAGUACGGGAUCGAAGACAUCACCGCGAUGGCAGCUCAUUUCGCCAAACCAUUGGAGCACGCAUCUUUCAACUUGGCAUCUGCUUUAAAAGAGUGGCGUAGUUUCAAAAUAUACGUCAGGAGCCACUACCCUAAAUUGCCUGACCCGAAGUGUUUAUGGAAGUCAGUGCUUUCCAUUCGUCGCGAAGAAUUUCCUAAUCUUUGCAAACUCGCGAGCCUUGCAAUUUGCAUUUCUGGUUCCAACUCCACAGUCGAGCGUACGUUCAGCGUUCUUACGAACAUUCUGUCGGACAAGCGUUUGUCGAUGCGCCAUUCUACACUCGACGACUCUCUGAUUGUUUACGGCAAUGACAGCUUGUGGAGUGUCAAGGAAAAAGAAGAAAUCAUUGACCGCGCAGUACAGAUCUACCUUAAAACAAACAACAGGCGAAAGAAAGUUGGUCAACCAGCGAAAAGACAGAAACUUGACGAGGAAAUUGCCGGUGAUAAACCACAAGAGUUGGCUUGGUCCUUAUCGAAUGUCCCCAGAAGAUUACGAAGGGAAGUUGGUAAGCUCUACAGCUGA
Messenger RNA from Paramuricea clavata, 939 nucleotides. The record is from the annotation of a GenBank genome assembly. NCBI's taxonomy places the organism in Eukaryota, Metazoa, Cnidaria, Anthozoa, Malacalcyonacea, Plexauridae.